AGAGCACUUUCACUCUUGCCACGAGCUUCAGCAACUGAACCCAUUACUGCUGUGUCAAUCCACGUGUUGACAUACUUGUUCAGCGAGUGGAAAGAUCCAACGAUACUCUGCCAGAAUGAGUCCUGGGGGAAAUAUGACCUGCCUUCCUGAGAUCAGUGAAGUUGCAAACGUGUUUGUGAUCAUUUUCCUGACUAUCGAGACUCUGGUGGGGCUGCCAGGCAGCAUCCUCGCGCUGUGGAUCUUCUGCCGCCGUAUGAGGUUAUGGAAAUCCCACGUCACCUUCCUGUUUAACAUCUGUCUGGCCGACUUCCUGCUCUUCCUCAGCGUGCCCUUCCGCAUCGACACCCACUUACGAAAAGAUCACUGGCAGUUCGGGUCGAUCUGGUGCCGCUUGAACCUGUACAUGCUGUCCAUCAAUCGAUCUGCCAGCAUUUCGUUCAUGACGGCUGUGGCAAUCGACCGCUACCUGAAGGUGGUCCAUCCUCAUCACCCCAUCAGCCGAAUGACCUCGACUCAUUCGCACAAGCUGUCAGCGCUGAUAUGGCUCGUCGUGAUUUUAUAUCGGAUUCCGUUGUUGACGGUCAACCUCCUCCAUAAGGUGGAAGAGAAGAAAAUAUGUCGCAGCUUCCACUCCUACGACGUCGUCCCUAAGGCAAUAAAAUUCCACUAUGUAGCCUACGUCCUAGAGUUCGUCCUGCCUUUGGUUUUGCUCAUUUUCUGCUCCGUCAAGAUCGCCUGCCAAAUACGAAGGGUUCAAAUGGAGAAAAAAAAAGUGCAGCGUGCCAUCAGAGCUGUAAUGGUCAUCAAUAUGGUGUUCAUCCUCUGCUUCAUGCCAGGCGUCUUCACAGGCCUGGUAGGGCACUACAUAAAGACAUUCCACCCAGAAGCAUGUGAAUCCUACACGUUAUGGAUCAAUCUCUUCGUGGUGAGCCUUGGCUUCACCUACCUCAACAGCGCCUUGGACCCAGUCAUCUAUUUCUUCUCCAGCUCCGUGUUUCAUGACACUCUGAAGAACUCCUUCAGAUGCAAGAGAAGCAUCAGCGAAGACAGCUGACAGCCGUAUCCCACUGAAACUACAGACUUCUUCUUCUUCGUGGGAUUACAGAUCUACAUGCAGCCCGGAUACCUAAGAGCCACUUUUACACACAAUUUACCCAUAAAAUAAUACUUAAUUUAACAUGACAGAACAGAACAAAUCCAACAGAUUUCUACCAGGCCAGACCAGAACCUUUUCUUUAGUGUUGAUUUUUUACAGUGUGCGAUUGAUUGGUGUAUAAUGAAGCAUCUUCCAAGCGUCUCAAUGCACUCUAAAACAUAUCAGUUGUUGUAAUUCGUGGGAAGGAUGUCAGACAGUUUUUCAACUGAUGAUCUUAUAAGAGUACAAUGCAUAAAAUCUGCAUUUAUUCUUAUAAUCAAUGGGCUAAUCUAACAGAGUUUAUAUAUUUAUGUAUGUCCCACCUUUAUCCUGGACAAUUUCCUCAAAAUAACUAUUAAUGCUGAGAAUCUCUGUUGGUAAUUCUAAGGAAAAAUACUCAGAAAACCAUUCAACAUUGUUUUAUUUUUACUCUGUAUUUGUAAGACUUCAAACUUUAGUCUGAUGCUUGAUUUUCCUGAAAAUUUUAACAUGUUUUUCUAAAUAAUCAAAUUUAAAGCCAGUGACUUA
Molecule: messenger RNA, 1663 nt
Organism: Poecilia reticulata (guppy)
Lineage: Eukaryota; Metazoa; Chordata; Actinopteri; Cyprinodontiformes; Poeciliidae
Gene: hcar1-3
Product: hydroxycarboxylic acid receptor 1-3
Biological process (GO): G protein-coupled receptor signaling pathway
Cellular component (GO): plasma membrane
Molecular function (GO): G protein-coupled receptor activity
Source: RefSeq, a predicted model, not a curated record